Molecule: messenger RNA, 1607 nt
Organism: Vitrella brassicaformis
Lineage: Eukaryota; Vitrellaceae
Source: the annotation of a GenBank genome assembly
CUAUGCGAACCUCUUCGGCCACGACCACGCAGCGUCACCCGAUGGUUGGAGCCGAUGGUUGCAGCAGACGGAGAAGGGGUUGAGGAAGGAUCCCCAGAGCCCCUUCUUGCCCGCCUGCUUGGCCUUGCUCCCCCGCUUCUGCUUGCCCUCGGUGCUGGUGUGGGUGGUCUUCGUCUUGGUGGUGGCACCGUCCCUGGGCAGCUCGUACUUGGCCGCGAUGAAGGCCGCGACUGCGGCAUCGAUGCCCAGGUCAUGCUCGUCCACCGCCCGCUCCUUCGGCUGCUCGCCACGCCGCCUGCUGAUGGCCUCCUCCCUCUUCUUGUGCCACGCCUCGUUGGCCGCCUUGAGGGUCAUCCAGGCCUCGUACGAGUCCUCGCUCGUCCGAUCGUCGAUGCCCUCCUGGAGUUUCUGGAUUCUGCGGCGGUAGGCCUCGAUGAUCUCAUGCAAGUGCGAAUUGUGAUGCACACACACAUUGGAAGAGAGGCGGCAUGAGAGGAAUGCAAAGCGGGUGGUGCCUUCCUUCCUCCCCGACCUGCCUCGGCCAAAAGGUCCUCCGCCUUCCUCUGACGCACCAUACAUACACAAUGCCCUUCUCAGUCUCACCAAAACAAGGGCGUGGUGUGUAUACAAAUGAACGUGUGCAUCAGACACACCUGGUCUGGUCGUGGGGGCCUUCCCUUGCUCCAUGAGCCAACAGUCGUCCUGCAGCUAGGCCAAAAUAUGCUCUCAGUGGCCGCCGGAGCGGCCAAGUAUGCGAAGAAAAAAGAGAAGAGAAGAGGGGAGACAUGAGCAAAUCUGUCUGAGAGCCUCUUUCACCUACGUACCUGCGGCGCCGCCGGGGAUAUCAAAGCGAAUUAUAACAGCCAAUCUUGAAUGAAGUACGUAGGAGAGGCCCACCGAUGUAAGGUGUAAGCGGCGAUCGCUCUGCACACACAGACACGAGACGCGUGCAGGUCGAUCAGUCUGCUUUGACAGCUCACAUUCAAUGCGCACACGGCUGGGAAGGCAGUGCGGUAGAGGGUCGUCAUCAGUCGAUCAGAUAUAAAAUGUAGCCAGCGAUCUGCGCACCAGCAACAAAUACAUACACACCGUACCGGGUCCUGGUCCUUCUCACGCUGCCCACACACAAGACGGGCAAGGUGUGCUUGUCUCUCCUUCUUCUCUCGCCUCGCGCACCUCUUCGGUCGAGCGCUGCGCCAACUGCAGACUCUCGGGUCUCGGUGAAGUUGCUUUCGGCCUGAAUCAGCCACACAGAGAGCACAACACACUAUCUUCCUCCAAGUCAUAUUGUGCACGCAGGUCAAUGAGUUCGAUCACUUGGCUCACCGUCACGGUGCAAUUGAGGUGCUUAUGGGGCUUGUCCCACUUCAACGCGCCACUGACGUAUUGACCCGGCCUCUUCACACACACACACACACUGUGCUUCUCUGCGUACUUGCGUGUGUGUGUGUGUGUGUAUGUGCAUCUGUGAGCGCGUCCAUCUCCCCCUCCACCUUGGCAGCGACGUGUCUGUCGUAGAGCGCCCGGCCGUCACUGCUCUCGAUAAAGAAGGCCCCCGCCUCCCCGUAGAUCUCUGUGUUGGCGCUGCUGCCGUCGGGGUGGUCCAU